Siniperca chuatsi (mandarin fish) is the source of this 2481-nucleotide messenger RNA. RefSeq names its product renin binding protein. NCBI's taxonomy places the organism in Eukaryota, Metazoa, Chordata, Actinopteri, Centrarchiformes, Sinipercidae. The coding region runs from base 322 to 1536 and encodes 404 amino acids. The transcript has 12 exons. Gene Ontology annotation, molecular function: peptidase inhibitor activity; N-acylglucosamine 2-epimerase activity. The record is from RefSeq and is a predicted model, not a curated record. Gene Ontology annotation, biological process: carbohydrate metabolic process; N-acetylglucosamine metabolic process; N-acetylmannosamine metabolic process.
AGUGACUCAGCAUCGUGAGAUGACCUGAUCAGAGCACUACGUCACGCAGUCUGUGAACGCCACCAAAACCAGUCACAGCAUCCACUGGGAAGAGGUCAAAGGUCACGGAGCAGGAGUCAGUGGACCGCCAGCUGCUUUUGAGUCGCAUUGACUUCAGCAGGAUCAGUCCGUCCUCGCUGUGAUCCGCUUCCACUUCCUCCGGCAGAGCCUCUGCAGCAGCAGCUGGUCACAUGACAGCUGGUCACAUGACAGCUGGUCACACAGACCAGACCAGCUGCAGGACGUCUCUGCUCCGUCUGAGCUGCUGGACCCGGAGGAACGAUGUCUGCGCUGCAGCUGGAGGAGUGCCGACAGCGGAUUCGCACAGAACUGGACAAAGUAGUGGACUUCUGGCUCAAAUACUCUCAUGACACUGAACAUGGAGGCUUCUUCACUUGUAUUGGGAGGGAUGGGAAGGUUUACGAUGAGCUGAAGUACGUCUGGCUGCAGGGUCGGCAGGUGUGGAUGUAUUGUCGCCUGUACAGAACCAUGGAUCGCUUCCGCAAGCCUGAAAUCCUUGAAGCAGCAAAAGCCGGAGCAGCAUUCCUGAGGAAGUUUGCUCGUGUGUCCAGCGGCAGCAGUGGCCAGUGGAAGUGUGCCUUCUGCUUAACGAGAGAUGGUAAAGCAGUCAAAAUUCAGAGGACUAUAUUCAGUGAGUGUUUCUACAUCAUGGCCAUGGAUGAGCUGAGCAGAGUCACUGCUGACAAGGACAUGCAGCUGGAAGCUGUACAGAUGAUGGAGCAGUUGAUCUACUGGGUUCAGGAGGACUCGUCAGGUCUAGGCCGGCCCCAGCUUCCCGGAGACGUUCCCACCAACAGCAUGGCAGUUCCCAUGAUGCUGUUGUGUCUGGUGCAACAGCUAACUGAAGGCCGGGGGCCAGAGGUGGUCCAGAAGUACAGAGAGCUGGGCAGCUGGUGUGUUCAGCAGAUUCUACAGCACAUCCAGAGAGACGGCACAGCUAUUUUGGAGAACGUGUCACUGGAGGGAGCAGAGCUGCCGGGGUGCCAGGGCCGACUGCAGAACCCAGGCCAUGCCCUGGAAGCCGGCUGGUUCCUGCUGCAGUUCAGUGCAGAGCGGGGGGACGAGGAGCUCCAGAGGACUGCCAUUAACAAGUUUGUGGAGCUCCCUUAUCAGUACGGCUGGGAUAAAGAGCAUGGUGGCCUCUUCUACUUCCUGGAUGUGGAUGGUCACUGCCCCACACAGUUGGAGUGGAGUAUGAAGCUGUGGUGGCCUCACUGUGAGGCUGUCAUCGCCUUCCUGAUGGCCUACAGUCAAACCAAGAGGCCAGAGCUGCUGGAGAGAUUCGCUCAAGUUUAUGAAUACACCUUUAGCCAUUUUCCUGAUGCUGAGAGCGGCGAGUGGUUUGGCUAUUUGACACAAGAAGGGAAAGUAGUGCUGGAUUUUAAAGGAGGCCCCUUUAAAGGGUUCUUCCACGUGCCUCGCUGCCUGUACAUGUGUGAGCGUAUUCUGGAUGAUCUGCUGGCAAACAGGGACUGAGCAUUCUGACUUGGGUGUUAUAAUCAUGGGAUUGAAUCUGAUUUGUGGGUCUGUUCACUAAAUCAAACCACAAUAAUCAGGGUAUAAAACAAAAUUGCACAAAUUUUCAAAUCUGCAUUGCUGUAAAGUUGUUUCACCUCAUCGAAAGUGACUGAGCGGCUCAAGAUUAGUUGUUUACGGCAUAAAACAGUCUUCUUUAUAUAUCUUCUGGCCACCACAGGCAGCUUGUAUUGACAUUAAUGUAAGAUACCUUUCUUGGUCAGACUACAUCAUGUUUUUUGUGACUUUGCACACGCCUGGCGUCUUGUUUUCUCUUUAUUUUCUCCCUUUAAGCCGCUGAGACGAUAUCCUCCCGUCUGUAUUGUUAACAUUCUUCCCGUGAUGAAUUUUAUGAGCUGCUCAGGCACUGAAAUGUCCAAAUCGCGGGAGACGACGAUCCAGGAUACCUCUGACAGUUCUGCAUCAGGGCUGACAUUCACGCUGACACUGACAACCUUCGCACGCUCGAUCGAGUUCCAUCCCAGGACCUUUCGUGCUGUGAGGUGACAACCACUGAAACACUGUCCCUCCCUCUUACGUACUGAAACAUUAACACCAAAAAACAAAUGUCAUAUGUCAAAACGUGCCUUCUACAUGCACACUGAACUUCCGAGAUUAAAGACCUUUUAAAGAGCAUGUAUCUUUACAUCCUGUUCAUUCCAUUUUAUACAGCUAAUGUAGUAACUCUGCUAAAUGUUUGCUUUUUCAAGAAUACCAACGUACAGGUGAACCAUAAUGUAUGUUAGCGAUAAAUUAAAGCUACAGCGUCUUAGUGCUGGUGACAUGCAUGCAGGCAUCUGUAGACUCACAGGCCACUAAAUGAAUUGUAUAUUGAGAUAUUACAGCUGAUGAUUAAAUGUGCAGUGUGAUGUAUUCAAAUAAAUUCAUUGAAUUCAUUUGUAAUUA